UUGGGGUGUACUGUGAACAGUGGUUUCCUGCGUAUGGUAUUGUCAGUUCUUUCUUUCAUUUUUCUUAAUUCCGAUUUUGUUUUCUUCUGUGUGCUUGCAACACUCCUAAAAACAGCCUUUGAAAUGACACCUUUACAAUUCAAAGAUUCUUUUUGGGGCCCAGAAUUCACCAGUAACACCGGAUAUGAGACUCUUAUCCAGAAGCUAUGUGAUGGGCGACGAGCUUGCAAAGAUAUGGAGGAGCUUUUAAGAAUGAGAGCGAUGGCAGAGGAACGGUACGGCAAGGAAUUGAUUAUUAUCGCACGCAAAACAGGAGGGCAAAGUGAAAUUGGCACUUUGAAGGCAUCGUUUGACCAACUAAAAGCCCAAAUGGAGAACAUAGGAAAUUUGCACAUUCAGCUCUCUGGGAUGUUACGAGAAGAGGUCAAACGAAUGGAGCAGUUUAGAGAACGACAAAAGGAGCAGCGGAAAAAGUUUGAAGGGGUCAUGGAAAAGAUUCAGAAGACUAAAGUGUCAUUAUAUAAGAAAACCAUGGAGUCUAAAAGGACGUAUGAACAGAGAUGUAAAGAGGCUGAUGAAGCUGAACUGGUUGCUGAGAAGCUCAACAGUACAUCCACGGUCACCCCCAAACAAUCUGAAAAGACACAAAACAAAGCAAAACAGUGCAGGGACGCAGCAACAGAUGCAGAGAAACAGUACAUGUCAAACGUAGAGCAGCUGGAUAAGAUUCGUCAGGAAUGGGAGACCACGCACGAGUGCACGUGUGAGGUUUUCCAGCAGCAGGAAGAUGAUCGUAUUAACAUAUUGAGAAAUGCUGUUUGGGUUCAUUGUAACCACUUUUCCAUGCAAUGUGUCAAAGAUGAUGAGUGUUAUGAGGAGGUGAGGAAAGUGCUAGAAAUGUGUGACAUCACGGAAGACAUCAACAGUUUCAUCCAGACGAAAAGCACUGGUACCACUCAUGCAGCCCCCAUUGUGUUUGAAAACUAUUACCAUAGAGAAUCAACAAUGGACAGCAAUGGCAUUGUACGCUUUGGAGGAGGUGUGAUGAAGAGGUGUGUUUUCCACUGCUGGGUCUGUAUGUUCAUGUAUAUUUGCCAUGCUGACAAGACAGAAAACAAUGGAAAAUGUUUUCAAAUCUCUUGCAAGGCAGUUGUGCUGUUGGCUCUAAGACUAAUAAUGAGUUUGUUCAGGCAUCAGCACCCCCAUCAGCUGACAUCUCAGAUGGAGUGUAUGCCUCCAUUCCUGGAUUUCCUCGAGCAACCUCAGAGAGUGUUGGCUCUCAAAGCAGCACAUACCAGGCUCUGUAUGACUAUGUCGCUCAGGGCACUGAUGAGCUCUCCAUCUCUGUGGGGGAAGUGCUGCUCGUGGUGGAACAGGGAGGAGACGGCUGGUGGACGGUGGAGAGGAACGGCCAGACUGGGCUUGUACCAGGCUCCUACUUGGCCAAGAUAUGAAUCAAGCACACACUGGAAAGGCUCUCCAUGUCCUUAAACGCCCUCUAAUAGCAGAGUUAUCAAGGGCACUCCCUAUAAAAGUGUCUCAGAGGAGGAUUUCUGUUUGCUAAAUGCAUUUAAGCAGUAGCACAUCCAUACUGAAAAUCUGUAUGGAACAUAAAAACAGGUUAAUGCGUAUCUUAAAAACUGAUAAUAAUACGUGACUAUCAUUAUUGUCAAGAUAGAGAUUUAUAUUUAUUAUAAAAAUUAUUUAUUGUGAAUGAAGAACAUAAGAAUGUAUAACACAAUGAGUAGCCACUACGGACUUGCCAUGAUUGAGUUCAUGACGAUGCACAGAUUUUGGUGUUCACAUAGAUAUUUAAACAGAAUUACAAAUUUCAGCUUUUUGGAAAGUUAAUCAAUGAAACAAAAGUGAGGUCAUCUAUAAUCUUAAAUAUUAUAUCAUCUAUAAUAGAGCUCUAGGUUGAGCAUUUUGCAUUUAUCACUUGGACUGUAAAAUAAAAGCUGUGUAAUGAUCAUUGACUGAAUGGAAGUUGGGUAAUGGUUUGAACACUGUGGCUGGAAUAGUUUUUGACUCAGGCGGUUGGUUGAGAGAAACUAACCUUAGACCAACAUUUUAAAGUUUAAACAGAAUGAUCGGCUUUGUCUUGUCCUCAUGUAUCAAGUUUCCAAGAGGCCAAGGGAACAAUCCACAAACUUUUCCAAACACUUCUCAGUCACUGUAUUCAACUUACCAUGUUUGAUUUAUCAUAAAUGUUUAGAAAUCGCUGUCAAUUUAAGUCUUUUUUGCUCAACAAUAAAGUUG
Molecule: messenger RNA, 2259 nt
Organism: Carassius carassius (crucian carp)
Lineage: Eukaryota; Metazoa; Chordata; Actinopteri; Cypriniformes; Cyprinidae
Product: proline-serine-threonine phosphatase-interacting protein 1-like
Exons: 15
Coding region: 34-1491 (485 amino acids)
Biological process (GO): actin filament polymerization
Cellular component (GO): actin filament; cytoplasm; plasma membrane
Molecular function (GO): actin filament binding
Source: RefSeq, a predicted model, not a curated record